AAAAUGCAGGUUUGCAACCACUGCAGCAGCAUGGAAGGAAGCUAGAGGAAUUUUAUCAAUUUGCAUUAGAGCUGACGUCUGGUUGAAGCUAUGGGACUUGUUCUACGUUUGGUGCUGCUAUGGUUGCUGCUUAUUGAAGAGCUUCAAGCAAGCACCAAAUCUUUCAAAUAUGGCUCUGCUCCUGGCAUUUGGGACACAAGCUACAAACGCCAGGUGCCCCAGCAGGUCAAGGUUGCCGCGCCGCAGGUUCCCAGCUUCCGUGCGGUGGCCCCGCCGCAGGUUCCCGGCUUCCGUGCGGUGGCCCCGCCGCAGGUUCCCGGCUUCCGUGCGGUGGCCCCGCCGCAGGUUCCCGGCUUCCGUGCGGUGGCCCCGCCGCAGGUUCCCGGCUUCCGUGCGGUGUCCCCGCCGCAGGUUCCCGGCUUCCGUGCGGUGUCCCCGCCGCAGGUUCCCGGCUUCCGUGCGGUGUCCCCGCCGCAGGUUCCCGGCUUCCGUGCGGUGUCCCCGCCGCAGGUUCCCGGCUUCCGUGCGGUGUCCCCGCCGCAGGUUCCCGGCUUCCGUGCGGUGUCCCCGCCGCAGGUUCCCGGCUUCCGUGCGGUGUCCCCGCCGCAGGUUCCCGGCUUCCGUGCGGUGGCCCCGCCGCAGGUUCCCGGCUUCCGUGCGGUGGCCCCGCCCCAGGUGCCCGGCUUCCGUGCGGUGGCCCCGCCCCAGGUGCCCGGCUUCCGUGCGGUGGCCCCGCCCCAGGUGCCCGGCUUCCGUGCGGUGGCCCCGCCCCAGGUGCCCGGCUUCCGUGCGGUGGCCCCGCCCCAGGUGCCCGGCUUCCGUGCGGUGGCCCCGCCCCAGAGUGGCAAACAUCACCACUAUGGAAGUAAAAGAAUAAAAGGCUCGAACUGAAGGAAGAUGCCUUUGAAAACUGCUUGACCUGGACUUGUCAAAACUUGUCCUAGGACUAUCUUUAAAAAAAUAAAUGUAAUUUUGUACUAA
Molecule: messenger RNA, 981 nt
Organism: Centropristis striata (black sea bass)
Lineage: Eukaryota; Metazoa; Chordata; Actinopteri; Perciformes; Serranidae
Product: formin-2-like
Exons: 4
Coding region: 91-891 (266 amino acids)
Source: RefSeq, a predicted model, not a curated record